Messenger RNA from Pseudonaja textilis, 2499 nucleotides. RefSeq names its product tudor domain containing 3 (gene TDRD3). The record is from RefSeq and is a predicted model, not a curated record. Gene Ontology annotation, molecular function: protein binding. Lineage: Eukaryota; Metazoa; Chordata; Lepidosauria; Squamata; Elapidae. Gene Ontology annotation, cellular component: nucleus.
GGGAUUGACCCUCUGCGGCCACCGUGCCUCGGUUUCCCUGCGCGGGGAGGGGGGGGGGGAGAGAGCGGCGGCGCCAUGGCUGACGCGGCGGUAGCCGCCGCGACCCUCUCCGAGUCCGGCUGGUACCUGUCAGAUGAAGGGAUCGACGCUUGCACAAACUCAUCUGAAAGAGUCAACAUCAACGAUAUUAUCCUGAUCGCACUUAAUACAGACUUGAGAGCCAUUGGCAAGAAAUUUCUCCCCAGUGACAUCAAUGGCGGAAAAGUAGAAAAGCUAGAAGGCCCCUGUGUUCUGCAGAUUCAAAAAAUCCGCAAUGUAGCUGCGCCGAAGGACAAUGAAGAAUCUUCGGUGGCUCCCAGAAUGCUGCGUUUGCAGAUGACCGAUGGGCACACAAGCUGCACGGCGAUAGAAUAUACUUACAUGUCAAAAAUAAGUCUGAACACACCGCCUGGAACAAAAAUUAAGCUGCUGGGAGUCGUGGAAGUGAAAAAUGGCUUUCUUCUUCUGGACGACAGCAACACGGUGGUUCUUGGGGGUGAAGUGGAACAUCUGAUAGAAAAAUGGGAGUUGCAAAGGAGUUUAUCGAAGCACAACCGAAGCAACAUAGGAACAGAAGGAGGGCCUCCUCCCUUUCUCCCUUUUGGACAGAGAUGCGUAUCUCAGCUUCAAGUGGACAGCAAGGAAUUGGACCGCCGAAAAACCCUGCAGGUGACCAACGUGGCCAAACCGAUGGGCGACAAUGAUGAAUUUGAAAAACAGCGGACGGCUGCUAUUGCUGAAGUUGCGAAAAGCAAGGAGACCAAGACUUUUGGAGGCGGUGGAAGUAAUACGAGAAGCAACCUCAGUUUGAAUGCAGGAGGGAAUCGAAGCAGAGACGUAUUCCAGAAAGAGAAGGCGAAGCCUGAAGGAAAAAAUGAAGGUGUCUAUCGUGAAUUGGUUGAUGAAAAGGCUCUCAAACACAUCACAGAAAUGGGCUUUAGCAAGGAAGCCGCCCGGCAGGCACUCAUGGAUAAUAGCAACAACCUUGAAGCUUCAUUAAAUUUCCUUCUCAACAGCAAUAAACAAGCCACCACUCAAGGACCAGCUGCUAGAGGAAAAGGAAAAGGGAGAGGCCGAAUAAGACCUGAAGAUGAGGAAGAACUUGGGAACGCCAGGCCUUCAGCUCCAAGCACUUUGUUUGACUUUCUCGAGUCAAAAAUGGGUACUCUCACAGUAGAAGAACCAAAGGCCCAGGUAGCACUGCAGCAUCACGGACACCAGAGAGUGCCCAACGCUGAGCAGAACGGCGUGAAAAUUCAUAACCAUCCAAGAUACGUUUCUCGAAAUGAACCCCGGCAGCCAAGGAACGAGAAGCCGCCGCGCUUUCAAAGAGACAGUCAGAACCCGAGACACAACACGGAAGGCAGCGGAUUGCCAAGAACCAGGCCUUCCGAAAGGCAGAAUUCCCUGGGCCCCGAUCAGUGGACUGAAGAGAAAAACAAGUGUGAUAGACUUUACCCUCGGAAAGAUUUUGGAUACCCUACGACCGGUCAUUCAGCGGACCUUCCUUUCAAGAGGAGGGAGACUCCCAUGCAAAACCGGACGGGGAAAAUCGGGUCGCUGGUGGAAAUGAAAGAGAACUCUUCCGGCCAUGAGCCAAACAACAGCAAUACCCAGAAACAAGCAAGUCAGAUGCAUCACCCCAACAAUUUCUGUGAUAGGAAAACGUUGAUCCUCGCGAAUGAGUCUUUUACUGGCUUAAAAAACGAGCAGCCAUUCAGCAUGGCUGUAGACUACCCGAAUCCGGUGAGAACUGAUCCCUUUUGUUCCGUACCAAACGGCGAUUUGGAACAUUUCCCCAAAGGGAGGCGGGUCGGACCUAUCAAAAUGCCUCCCCAAAACAUGGCCAUGCCCUUCGAUGUCAAAAUGUACUAUGAUUCUGGUCCCAAAAAGCGAUCUGGUCCCAUCAAGCCGGAAAAAACAUUGGAGCCGCAUGUUUCGGGAGAAUACGGGAAAAGUUGGCAACCGGGGGAUGAGUGUUUCGCUCUUUACUGGGAAGACAACAAGUUUUACCGGGCAGAAAUCGAAGCUCUCCAUUCUUCUGGGACAACUGCUGUUGUUAAAUUUUGUGACUAUGGCAACUAUGAAGAAGUGUUAUUAUGCAACAUCAGGCCCGUUCAAGCUGACACCUGGGAGGAGGAAGAAAUGACGUAUGAGCAAACUUUAGAAUUUCGCAGAGGGGGUGAUGGGCAACCCAGGCGCUCAACACGACCAACUCAACAGUUUUACCAACCUCCAAGAGCUAGAAAUUGAUCAAAGAUAUUCAUUGUGGUGAGAUCGUGCUGCAUUUCUUCACGCCCGAAGGACAACAUUUUCGAAAGAUCCAGACGGGGAGUAUAGAAAACUACCCACCAAUGACUUUUUUUUUAAGUUAAUGCUGUGAAGCUAAAAUUUUUACAUAUAUAUUAAAAAAAAAAAAACCUUGUUAAUAUUGACAUCAAUAAAAGCCACCAUGCUCAG